Messenger RNA from Ectocarpus sp. CCAP 1310/34, 2432 nucleotides. The record is from the annotation of a GenBank genome assembly. NCBI's taxonomy places the organism in Eukaryota, Phaeophyceae, Ectocarpales, Ectocarpaceae.
CUCACACCCCGCAUCACUUCUACCCAGCAUUCGCCACAACACGCACACCAAUCAACCAUGGCAGAGACUACGACAAAAACUGAUUCGCCCAUGAAGAAGGCGAUCAUCACCGGAAUCACGGGCCAGGAUGGGUCGUACCUCGCCGAGUUCCUCCUCGAGAAGGGCUACGAGGUGCACGGCAUCAUCCGCCGGUCGUCGAGCUUCAACACGCAGCGCAUCGACCACAUCUACCGCGACCGCCACGAGAGCGCCGUCCGCCUGAAGCUGCACUACGGCGACCUCACCGACUCCACCAACCUCAUGCACAUCAUCUACGAGGUGCAGCCAGACGAGAUCUACAACCUGGGUGCCAUGUCCCACGUAAAGGUGUCGUUCGAGAUGUCGGAGUACACCGCCGAGGCGGACGGCGUGGGCGUCCUCCGCCUGCUGAAUGCCAUCCGCUCCGCCGGCCUCGAGAAGAAGACUCGUCUGUAUCAGGCGUCGACUUCCGAGCUGUACGGUAAGGUGCAGGAGAUCCCCCAGAAGGAGACGACCCCCUUCUACCCCCGCUCUCCCUACGGCGUGGCCAAGCAGUUCGGGUACUGGAUGCUCAUCAACUACCGCGAGGCGUACGGCAUGCACCUGACGAACGGCAUCCUCUUCAAUCACGAGAGCCCCCGCCGUGGCCCCACCUUCGUCACUCGCAAGAUCACUCGUGCUGUCGCCCGCAUCCACCGUGGCAAGCAGAAGACCAUCUACCUGGGGAACCUCGACGCAAAGCGUGACUGGGGUCACGCCAAGGACUACAUCAAGGGGAUGUGGCUCAUGGUGCAGAGGGACGAGCCCAGCGACUACGUCCUCUCCACCGGAGAGUGCCACAGCGUCAAGGAGUUCGUCGAGGAGUCGUUCAAGUACGUUGGCACGGAGAUCACGUGGGUGGGCGAGGGCGUGGAGGAGUACGGGCACGCGAAGGGUGACCCGGAGAAUGUUCUGGUCAAGGUCGACCCCCGCUACUUCCGGCCCACGGAGGUGGAGCUCUUACUGGGCGACUGUACCAAGGCGAAGAAGGAGCUGGGGUGGGUGCCGGAGAUCUCGUUCACGGAGCUGGUCAAGGACAUGAUGAAGGCUGACAUUGCCUACGUUGAUGCCGGAAACGAGCACCUCUAAGCAGACUUGUUUAUUUCGACCACACUCUUCUUUGCCGUAUUUUUUUUUGUUAAGACGAGGGGGGGACAGGAACAAGGUGGGGACGCGGACUGAUUUGGGUGGGGGGCACAAAGAAAACGAUCCGUUCGUUUUCGAACGCCGUGUUUCGGCCGGCGUUGCGUGUUGGGGAGAGAGCGUUUCGCCAGCGCGAAAAGCUCCAGGCGGGUCGACGCGUGCGAAUGAGGCGAUUGGAGUUAUUAAUGAAGGAAGAAGGGGAGCUGUUUUUCCAGCGGCAAGCUGCCCCCCUUGUCCUGUUGCGUCCACCUCCUCAAACUAAAGGGGUCAGGCAUGUAUCUUUCAAUUCUUCUGUUUGUUUUGAAGGCGUUGUUUGUUGGGUAUGUCGGGCGAAGUUUUAUCGACUUGGGCACGAACCAGUGCGUGCAUGGUUUUGGUUGCUUUCUUCGCGCCUACGCGUCUAGUAUCAGUGCAGGCCUCCCGUCGUGUUUUUGUUGUUGUGUUGUCUUCACAUUAAAAACCGUGUGCACACAUCCAAUACGGACUGUUACACGUUUUUUUUUUUUUCACGGGAAAAGUGCGGGAAUCGUGUCUCUGGGUGAACUAAUAGCUAUUGCAUAGCGUAGCAGAGGCCACCUGUGUAACAUUAGGAGAGCCCGCUGGUAGCUGCUGUGUGCAUUUUUGGACCUGGGCCGGGGGAAUUGUUGACGGUCCGGGGUAACAGUGAAAGUACAGUUGUGGUGUGUCCCCCAUGUUGUGCGAAUUGAGUGCGAGUGUUUUGGGCUGCGAUGAUGAUAGCGUUUCGCCUUUUUUGCUACGAAUGUGCGGGAUUGUUUUCCGUGCUCUUCUCUGCAAGCCUGCAUCGAUUCUAUGCAAGUAGUGUCGGAGAGAACGUGUUUUUGGUGGAGCUGAAUUUUUCCCUCGCGCAUCUUCGUAUCUAGUCUACACAGAAAGAUGAAUAGUAGGCCGGAACCGGAAAUGUAUUGCUUCCUGAAUCGUGUAUGUUGUGUUCAAACCAGUUGUUUCAACCCGUCCAUGGAGAAGACCUUGAAUGAUCGCACACAUGUGUUUUUUUGUGUUAAAGCAACAUGUUUCCUACGACCUCGGCUCUCGGUACGUUUUCGUUUCCGGAAGCACCAACCAGUCAAGUGACACCGAGGAGGGCCAUGCAGACGAAGUUUUUCGUUAGAUAGUCCAGGCUAACAGCAGCGUUGGACCUUAUGAACAAAGAACCUACAAUGUGCUCGACGAUCGCGACGGCGACGCCAAAAAAGUGAAGAGAUAACUGCCCG